Molecule: messenger RNA, 6330 nt
Organism: Nerophis lumbriciformis (worm pipefish)
Lineage: Eukaryota; Metazoa; Chordata; Actinopteri; Syngnathiformes; Syngnathidae
Gene: col4a5
Product: collagen, type IV, alpha 5 (Alport syndrome)
Biological process (GO): extracellular matrix organization
Cellular component (GO): collagen trimer
Molecular function (GO): extracellular matrix structural constituent conferring tensile strength
Source: RefSeq, a predicted model, not a curated record
GGGCCCAGAGAGGCGCACGGUUCCACAGUCAGGACCACUUUGGAGCCUCUGCAACAAGAAGACAGGACGGCGAGCGGGACCCUCCGCCUUUUCACGUCCACGCAGCGCACACAAGUUGGGGGUGGGAAGCGAUGACACGCCAGUAGCGAGGUGCACUUUUUUCCCCCUCAGUUUUUAAAAGCAGGCGGAUCCCAGUGCUGCGCGUUCAAGAUGGGCAAAGACUCCAGGCUGGCGGCGAUCGCGCUGCUCGUCACCCUGUGCGUGGCCGUGCAGCAGACCGACUCUGCGGCAUGCCAAGGAUGUGUAGGAUCCAAAUGUGACUGCAGCGGAGUCAAAGGAGAUAAGGGUGACCGGGGUUUCCCAGGACUCACCGGCCAACCAGGAGUUCCCGGGUUCCCGGGACCUGAAGGGCCGAUCGGAGGCCGUGGAGAGAAGGGGAGUGAUGGUCCUAUGGGGCUACAUGGCCCAAAAGGAAUACGAGGACCUUCUGGAUUACCUGGAUUCCCAGGAACACCAGGACUUCCUGGUCUCCCGGGGCAGGACGGACCUCCAGGCCCAAGAGGAACACCAGGUUGCAACGGGACAAAAGGAGAAACAGGCUACCCAGGAACAUCAGGAAUCCCAGGAGUUCAAGGAAGGACGGGUCCACCUGGUCUUCCUGGACCCAAGGGCGAUCCAGGUGACGUAAUCUCCACUAAUCGUUUCGGGGAGAAAGGAGCUGUGGGGCUCCCCGGACUGCCAGGAGUUCCCGGUUCUCCAGGACCUUCUGGGUACCAAGGUCCGCUGGGCCCUCCAGGACCGAGAGGCACUGAGGGUCGACCCGGUCCUCCUGGUCCUCCAGGACCUAAGGGAAACAUGGGACUGAACUUCCAGGGACCCAAAGGAGGGAAGGGUGAUCCUGGUUUACCGGGACCUGCUGGCCCUCCCGGACAAGUCGGGGAACAGAAGAGGCCGACUGAGACAGAGAUCCAGAGAGGAGACAAGGGUGACCCUGGAAUUCCUGGCGCCCCAGGAGAUCCAGGCUAUCCAGGACCUCCUGGCACCCCUGGUGGCCAGAAUGGAGAAAAGGGAGAACCAGGAGAGGCAGGCAAACGUGGCAAACCAGGCAAAGAUGGUGACCCCGGCCCACCAGGCUUCAUUGGACUCAAAGGAGAUUCGAGCCUGCCAGGUCCUCCAGGCAGGGAUGGGGAGAGAGGUAUAAAAGGAGAACGUGGAUACCCAGGUCAACCAGGAUUGGUGAUUGGCGGACAGACAGCAGGACAGGUUGGUCCAAAAGGGGAGCCAGGAUUCCCUGGAUCAUCUGGCUUAAAAGGAGACAGAGGACCGCAAGGUUUGACAGGACCUCAGGGGCCACCAGGAAUUUCUAGUGGUGGUGGUGGUGGUGGACCUGGAUCUCCAGGAUUCCCAGGAGAGAGAGGCCAAAAGGGAGAUAUCGGCAAUCCAGGCCUCUCAGUUCCAGGAUCUCCGGGCCGUCCAGGAAGCCCCGGGCUGCCAGGAUCAACAGGACCGCCUGGACCUCCCGGCUUUUCCAGUGGCGGAUCAAACUGUGCUCCUGGUGAGCCUGGGCGUCCUGGCCUGAAUGGAGAGAGGGGUUUCCCAGGAGAAACAGGCCAGAAAGGUGAUAAAGGUGACACCUGUGUCAACUGCUUUAGUGGCACGACUGGCAUCCCUGGACCUCCAGGACCUGCAGGACAGCCUGGAUUCCCAGGAAAUCCUGGUAAUCCCGGUAUAAAAGGAGAACGAGGAUUCUCUGGAUCACCUGGAGGGAAUGGACAACCUGGUUCGCCCGGUUCUCCAGGUCCUCCAGGAUUCCCAGGUGAAAAGGGAGAUCCAGGCGACAGCAUAUCUCUUCCUGGUGGAAGGGGUGAGAAGGGUGACACUGGAUUCCCUGGAGCGCCUGGUCUUCCAGGAUUAGAUGGUCGGCCCGGUCAGGAUGGGCAGCCUGGUCGUCCGGGGUCCAAAGGAGCCCCAGGAUCUUUACAGGUGAAAGGAGAGCGAGGGUCCCCUGGUGAACCAGGUGGUCCUGGAAUUCCAGGAGACCGGGGUACCCCCGGACCACCUGGUUUUGGACCCCAGGGACCUUCUGGAGAAAAAGGUAUCCAGGGUGUCUCAGGAAGGCCUGGAGGUCCUGGUGCUCCCGGUGCCAAAGGUGAGCCAGGCUUGACGGUGGCAGAAAGGGGCCUGCCAGGUGCACAAGGUCGGGAUGGUGAACCAGGACUUUCUGGUGCACCAGGGAACUCUGGUCAGCCUGGCCAGCCUGGUUUGCCUGGAUUACCAGGUACAAAGGGUGAACCUGGACUACCUGGUAUUGGACUCCCAGGUAACCCCGGUUCUAAAGGAUUUCCUGGUACUCCUGGGCAACCAGGAUCUUCGGGAGGAGCUGGCCGACCAGGAUUAGAUGGCCUCCCUGGCCAACCCGGAUUUCCUGGGGCAAAAGGCGAACCUGGCUUUGGACUCCCAGGUCCCGCAGGUAUACCAGGUGUACCUGGAGCAAAAGGUGUACCAGGACCCAAGGGAGAUUCUGGUUUCCCCGGUGGCCCUGGCUCACCAGGCCGAUCUGGAUUUGAUGGUGGACCAGGAUCUAAAGGUGAACCUGGAACACCUGGGCUCCCCGGUGCUCGUGGCCUACCAGGGAACCCCACGAUUGGCUCACUUGGUCCCCCAGGAUCUCCUGGGAAUCCAGGCCCAAUGGGUCCCCCUGGAUUCUCUGGAGCCAAUGGAGCAAAGGGAGACCCUGGAGCCCCAGGUCUAGAUAGUCCAGGUGCACCAGGAGACAGAGGAAGUCCUGGUUUCCCCGGUUCUCCAGGACCAAUUGGAACCCCUGGGCCGCCUGGAGGGCCAGGACGGGAUGGCCUUCCUGGAUUGCCAGGUUCAAAAGGAGAUAUUGGUGUCGUGGGACCUCCCGGACCACCUGGAGGACCUGGUGCCUCUGGGGUACCCGGUGGUCCUGGACUGAAAGGGGAGCCUGGAUUCCCUGGUAGAGAUGGUGGACCUGGAUCUUCUGGACUUAAGGGAGAGAGGGGUGAUAUCGGUCCUCCUGGAUACAGCUUACCACCUUCUGACAUAAAAGGCAACAGAGGAGAACCAGGAGCACCGGGUGCACCAGGUUUUCCAGGUGAGAAGGGCAUCCCUGGUAUCCCUGGUGACCCAGGACUUCCAGGAUCAGAUGGGCGGCCUGGCUUUCCCGGACCAUCAGGACCAAAGGGAGAUCCUGGUAUCCCGGGGGGGCCUGGUGGUCCCGGAGGUCCAGGACAAAAAGGCAGCAUGGGCGAAAUGGGAUUUCCAGGACCAUCAGGGCAGAAGGGUUUACCAGGCCAGCCAGGUCGCUCUGGUUCUCCAGGCCAGCCUGGAGCACCAGGUUUUGGGGGAGCCAAAGGUGAACCAGGUUCUGCUGGAGUUGGACCGCCAGGACCAUCCGGAUUCAAGGGUGAACCAGGACAGCCCGGGUUUCCAGCAAGCCCAGGGCAAAAAGGAACUCCAGGAUUACCAGGUCUACCAGGAUUACCUGGAGGACCAGGUGAAAAGGGGGACCCUGGUCUCCCAGGAUUCCAAGGUUCUCCUGGUAUUCCUGGUCCAAAGGGUCUUGAUGGUGGGCCUGGUGGCCCUGGCUUGACUGGAGCUCCUGGUAGACCAGGAGAGCCAGGCCGUUCAGGAUCACCUGGAUUUCCGGGAGAAAAGGGUCAAGCAGGUCGGGAUGGGAUCCCAGGGCCGGCUGGAGUCAAGGGAGACCCAGGACUUCCAGGCUAUGGUGAACCAGGAACAGCAGGACUUCCAGGAUUUCCAGGUGCCAAGGGAGACCCCGGUCUACCAGGUCAACCGGGUGUUCCUGGCUUCCCAGGUCCAAAAGGAGAGGUUGGCUUCCCAGGCCCUGCUGGUUUUGUAGGCUCUAUCGGCCCUCCAGGACCUCCAGGUCUGGGUCUACAAGGACCCAAAGGAUUAAGUGGACCCCCCGGACCACCAGGAAGAGCAGGUGCGCCUGGCCCACAAGGUACUCGUGGGUCCCCAGGAAGUGGCGGCUUGAGGGGAGAGAAAGGUAUUCCUGGUGCAUCUGGUCAGCCAGGCUUCCCCGGACAAAAAGGAGACCCUGGCAAUCCAGGAUUCUCAGGUCCAGGUGGCUCUCCUGGCAUUCCUGGCACUAAGGGGGACAUUGGUCUGCCUGGCGUUCCCGGAUUCCCUGGAUCUAAAGGAGACUCAGGAAUUCCAGGUUCCCCCGGCCUUCCUGGUGAUCCUGGAGAUUUUGGACCUCCAGGCCCUGCUGGUGAACCUGGUGUUCCUCCGCCUCCCGACUUCAUAAAGGGGCUGCCUGGACCCCCUGGUAAUUUGGGCACGCCUGGUGCUCGGGGCCAGCCUGGUUCCCCUGGACGAGAUGGGCUUCCAGGUUCCCCAGGUGAACCCGGGGACCCCGGUCCAGAGGGUUCCCCUGGCUUCGGUGGUCCUGCUGGAAGGAAGGGAGACAACGGGCCUGCUGGUCAGCCUGGUCAGCGAGGCUACCCUGGUCCUCCUGGGUCUGAUGGUCCACAGGGUCCUCCUGGUCUAACAGGAUCAGGGUCGGCAGCCCACGGCUUUCUCAUCACCCGACACAGCCAGAUCCAGGAAGUACCGAGCUGUCCCAUCGGAACCAACCUGAUAUAUGACGGCUACUCUCUGCUGUACGUGCAGGGCAACGAGCGGGCGCACGGGCAGGACCUCGGCACGGCGGGCAGCUGUCUGCGUCGCUUCAGCACCAUGCCCUUCAUGUUCUGCAACAUCAACAACGUGUGCAACUUCGCCUCCCGCAACGACUACUCCUACUGGCUAUCCACGCCUGAGCCCAUGCCUAUGUCCAUGUCACCCAUCACUGGAGAGAGCAUCAAGCCUUUUAUCAGCCGGUGCUCUGUGUGUGAAGCUCCAGCCAUGGUGAUCGCAGUCCAUAGUCAAACCAUCCAAAUUCCCAACUGCCCUGCCAAUUGGGAGGCUCUGUGGAUAGGCUACUCCUUCAUGAUGCACACCAGUGCCGGCGCUGAGGGCUCCGGACAGGCUCUGGCCUCCCCCGGCUCCUGUCUGGAGGAGUUCCGCAGCGCUCCCUUCAUCGAGUGCCACGGCAGGGGGACAUGUAACUAUUAUGGCAACUCCUACAGUUUCUGGCUCGCCACCGUGGACGAAAACGAUAUGUUCAGCAAGCCCCAGUCGGAGACGUUGAAGGCCGGCAACCUGCGGACGCGCGUCAGCCGCUGCGUGGUCUGCAUGAAGAGGACGUAACGGCACACAGCAACUCACGGGCAAGCCACCUGCACCUGGGCGGAGACUAACCAGCGGAGACAGCCGAUUGGACGAUAGGUCGGGGUUGAGGGGGGGAGAAGGGAGGGGAGCCAGGGGGUUUUAAGGUGACAGUAUAGCAGACGAGGUGGAAUUCCAAUGGUACUACAAACAAUGGUGCUACUGUGCAACACAGCUUAUAAACGUUAAAAAAGUGACAUAAAUACGCCUUUUUUUUUUUGCUUUGUUUUUUGUUUUUUUUCCUAAGAAGUACCUCAAAUCGAGAGCAGAAAAAAAUGGUGCCAUGAUGAAUGUGUGACAGCAAACAUGUUUCAUACUUCUUUUAGAUACGCAACGUAAAUGCGCUGAUCCUUUCCUACACACUUUUCUUUUCGUCUUUUUUUUUUUAUCAACAAGGAGGGGUGGAGGAUGCUCUCCAUGGUAACCAAAUCGGCACUUUUGACUUCGGGACAUCCAAGAUGAGAGAUGCACUGAUGGCCUUUUGUUUUAUCUUGACCACUUUUGAAUUGUACCUCCCUUCUUUCCCGCGUUUUUCUAUUCCCGUCGUGAUAUGUGGUGGUACUAACCAGGCUGAAACUCGCCACACUAACUCUGCAUUCUUUCUUUUGUAAGUAAUGAAAUGUGUAUAUUGUGUAAAACACCUUUUAUUUUUAGCGUAUUUGGGCCUGACUCGAAAACGAGCGUUUGGCAGGUUUAGUUGGCUUCCACUCACUUGCAUACAAACACACUUCUUGUACAAAGUAAGGCUUUUAUGAAUAAAAACAGUAUUUUAUAUAUAAUGAAUAAAUAUAUAUAUAUAAAUAUAUAUAUUUCUAUUAAAAAAAAGAGGAUAUAAAGGCAUUUGGCAGUGGGUUUUUACGGUCAUGCAUUUCACCAAAAACUACUGAGCACAGUUGAAAGCCAUUCUUCCUGAAGCAAAGUGUGUAUGACAUGAAAUCACUUAAAGCUUUUUGUAUUCCAUUUGUAGAAUUCUUAAUAAAUGUUGAGCUGAAUUUAAGAUUCUCUGAUGAUUGGGAGGGGAACGUUUCACAUGUUUGUGCAAGCGAGGAUUUCAAUUAAAAGCUUGGCUCAUUG